Messenger RNA from Bufo gargarizans (Asiatic toad), 3069 nucleotides. It is a transcript of the gene RAD51AP1, whose product is annotated as RAD51 associated protein 1. The record is from RefSeq and is a predicted model, not a curated record. Bases 122 to 1024 code for a protein of 300 amino acids. Gene Ontology annotation, biological process: interstrand cross-link repair; double-strand break repair via homologous recombination. NCBI's taxonomy places the organism in Eukaryota, Metazoa, Chordata, Amphibia, Anura, Bufonidae. The transcript is spliced from 9 exons. Gene Ontology annotation, molecular function: single-stranded DNA binding; double-stranded DNA binding.
UUGAGUGCAGUGGCCGUGGAUUAUCGGGGACAGGGCUGGCGGUGGAGGGGUCUCCGGGCUGGUAAUGACUUGUAAUAGACGGUGAUAUACAGACAGGACAUGUGCCUAUUACCUCAGCACUAUGGACAGACCUGCCAGGAAUACAAAAUCUGUGGAUUAUUCCCAAUUUUUGGACUUAGAAGAUGAUGACGAGGAUUUUGCCUCUUCUGCACCUGUAAGUAAAAAAGCUCGAGUGGAGACAAAGAAAGAGAAAAAGGAAAAACCUGUGAAGAAAACUCCCAAAGAAGAGACCACGCAAACCAAUUCCCCAAAAAAGAGGCUUCCUUUGGAAGAUAAACUGUAUCGGCAGGAUUUGGAAGUUGCUUUGGCCCUGUCUGUGAAGGAGUCGUCUGUUAUUAUAGAGAACGAUGAGAAUAUUCAGAGAAAUGAAGCCCCAGAAGACAAUUACAGGUAUAUUACAGAUCCUGACGUGUCAGAAGUGUCUUUCUCAAACUGCAGUGUUGACAGCAGCACGCUAGGUCUAGAUGAGAUCAUAGAUGAUAAUGAAGACCUUGUUAGAGGAAGAUGUCGCAGGCAAGCAGCAUCUAAGGCCAUUUGUGAACAGAGGAAACUUCUGACAGAAGAAAGUGGUGAUGAAGAGGAGGCUGAUGAGUUUAAUCCAAAUACAAUAGGAGAUGGGGAUUCUGAGAGUGACACAAGUUUCAGCGGCGAAGAUGAAGAAUUUGAAGUAAAAAAAUCUAAGAAACCAUCAGCAAGUAAAACUGCUAAACAAAAGCCGAAGAGUGAAAAGAAGGAGAAAAAUGUCUCAAAGGCACAGAAAGCUGCACCUGCGCCUCAUACUCCAGUGAUUAUUAAAAUAAAGCCAAUGCCAGCAAAGAAGGCACCAGUCAGUUCACCUGCUGCUUCUAAGCCAGCUUUACACACCAGCCCUCCAGUGGGCAUGAACAGACCAGCAUGGACACCUCCAGCUUCAUCUGGAGCAUUGAAGAGUUCCUCUGGCCGCAGUAGCUGUAAGGUCUCCUAAUCAAGGUCUGCGCCUCGGCCUGUCAAGACUGGCGAGGGUGAAACCAUUACAUCCAGCUACUGCCCUGCAUUGAGCCCUCCUUAUGGACAUGCAGAAUAACUGCAGUAUACAGCAGUGUGGGGGCUAGUGAGCAAGGGCUGGAAGGUACCUGAUGCCCCUCAGUGGUCCUAGGUUAUGGACUCCUUUACCUGUCGUCACUUUGAUAAAUCCAGGCUUUUUAAUUUACUGCCAAAGACUAUACAUUUUCGGGAUGUUUUGUGAAAAUUUAAGCUUUUAUUAAAACAUUUGACGUCCCCUUCUAUAAAACUCCUCUGUCUUUAACGACAACCAAUGUGAUUGCAGCUUCUGCUGAGGUUGUCACCCAGCUUUCCUAGGGUACCGAAGGACAGAUCUACCUUGUUGUGCACUAGAAACGCAGGUGGAUGGCGUUACUCGAUGUCACCCAGUUUUCCCAAAAACUGAUUUGAGAAGCAGCUGCAAUGGAUUUUUAACAAUUAAUAAUGUGUAUUUCCUGGUGUUUUAUUCUGUUUCAGAUUAAUAAACAUGGCCGCUUUCUUCCAGAGACAGCAGCCAUCAGUCCACAGGUUGUGCCUGGUAUUUCAGCUCCAGCUGCAGUUCCACUUACAGCUCGUGCACGCUGUGGCGCUGUUUCUGUAAGAAAGUAUUCAUCUUUUUUAAAUUCCAUAAAGCCCCUUUAAAGACAGAUUAAAAUAUGGCUGUUUGUGCAUAGUUCCCUUCCCUCCUGUCCACUGGACUUAGUUUACAUCGUUCCCAUUGGGGGAUGCUCCUAAGGAUCCUUAAGAAAAAAAUUAUUUUAAAGGGCUUUUCCAAGACUUUUAUACUGAUGGCUUAUCCUCUGGAUAGGUCAGCGUUAUCUGAUCGGUGGGGGCCUGACACUCGGGACCCCUGCCUGACCAGCUGUUUGAUAAGUCACUGGCGCUCACUGUAGCGCCACAGCCUUUUCUUAGCUUAGUGACGUCACGCUCAUCGAUCACGUGGCCUAGGGGUGAAUGGGGCUGAGCUGCAAUACGAAGCACAGCCACUAUACAAUGUACGGCGCUGUGCUUGGUGAUCUGAGAUAAGGCAGCGGCGCCACUGUGAGUGCCAUUGCCUUCUGAAACAGCUGAUUGGCUUGGAACUCCACCAAUCAGAUACUGAUGACCUAUCCAGAGGACAGGUCAUCAGUAUACAAUUAUCAGAAACCCUUUUAAUCUAAAUGGUUCCGACAUUUCUGUGCAGAUUAAUUUCUUAAUAUAUCUUUAUACUGAGCACUGAUUUUCUGAUGCAGAGCUCCAAAUUCCCUACAUUUAAAGGGGUUUUCCAAGAUAUAUUUUUUUUUUUUAAUUGACUGGGCCUGCAGCCAAUCUCUGGUCUCACUGGUCAAGUGCCGUUUACGUACACAGAACCGCCGAGGCCAGCAAUUGGCACGUGACCACUUGUAGGCCCCACAGGGAUUGGCGUGGUUGGACAUUUAAAAGGUGAGUAAGCUUACUUUUUCUUUAUUUUAUACAGCCUCCUGCUGUCUGAAUAUUUUUAAAACUCUUGGAAAACCUGUCUGUCAGUCACCGCUAGAGGGAACAUACUGUAUAUACAUUGACCUCAAUAAUAAAACUGUAUGGAGAAAUCUCGUAAGCUCCCCCUGGUGGUGACUGUCAGAAUUUUAUCAUUUUAGUUUAGGUCUAUGCUGGGGAUUUUGAGCUUUUUAUCAGGAAAACAGAGCUCUGAUCGCUAUCAACAUGCAUUAGAAAAAGGAUCAGCACAGCUGUCAUUCACUUUCAGCCAUGUGGGAAGCAGCAGGGGAAGAACCUCUCUAAUCGGACGUACUUCAGUGCCAUCCCCUCCAUGUGUUGUGUUGUCUCUCCUUCCUGCAGUUGUAUGUCUACUCUAUGUAUACUGCUCACACCUUGUAUAGUAACCGCUCUGCUCUUUUAAUUGUGCAUUUGUGCCAUUUUUUUGUCCCCUCUCCAUUUAAAUGUGUAAUAUGGGAAUGAAUUCAUUGUAAAAUAGUCUGUCCAUAAUGGAAUAAAAGUGAAUAUUUUAUUAUU